CGCUGUCCACACUCCCCUGGACACUUCUCCUUCCUUUCUAUUAUUCGUUCAAUUUCUCUCUUCCAAUAACACGAUCCGACCCGUAAUAGUCCUGUUCAUGGAUCCCCGCCGUCAUUAGUACACCCUACUCCUCCCCCCCCUCCUCUUCCCCCCCCCUUCCCCUCCUAUCCUCCCCUGCUUCUUCUUCUUCUUCUUCGCUGUCCCCCUCCCGCCAGGUCACUUGGGCGACCAUGGCUAUCAAAGAUCAGGGAAAUCAAGGAUGUCAGGGAACCCUCUGCUCUUCAGCGGUCGACCUGGACGAUUUCUUGUCGUGUUUUAUCUACCACUUCAAGGAUACGUCGCCCGAGAACGACGCUCCGCGCGUCGGCUAUGCCGCCGUCGGGACGGAGGUGGUACCCUAUUCUCGUCACGUUAUGCGAUCUCCUAAUGUAGCCACGGCACCGGAGUUAUUUUGCGCUCACAUCCCUCCCCAAUACUUCUGCUCGCUCUGCAGCCGGCUGAUGCUGGACGCUACCUUGUUGAAUCCCUGCGGCCAUUAUUUCUGCGGCACCUGUGUAGAGACAGAAGUUCUGUCUAGAAGACGUGCCAAGUGUCCUCAUUGCCGUCGCCAUUGCCAGAAACGACGGAGUCUUCCGGCGGGAGAUGUGCGGGAAGCCCUCUGGAAGAUGCGAGUGUACUGCCCCUUCUCAAUGAUCUACGACGUCUGCUCUGGUCGCUUUGUUCCAGCCAGCUUGUCCGAGAGCAGUGAGACUUGGUCGUCCCAGAUCAGUGGGACUUCGGUGUCCCAAAGCAGUGGGACUUCUGUGUCCCAAAGCGGUGGGAUUGCCAUGUCCCAAAGCAGUGGGACUUCUGUCGACGACCAGCAGCAUCGUGAUGACCAGCAGCUCGGCCACCAAGAGCAGCAGGAGCAGGAGGACCACGUGGCGCAAGAAGAGCAGCAGGAGGAGCACGUGGAGCAAGAAGAGCAGGAGGAGGACCACGUGGAGCAAGAAGAGCAGGAGCAGCGGGAUCAGGAGGUGACCAGGGAGGCCAGGAGAAAACGUUUUUGCUCGCUGACUAUGGUGCUGGCUAAUCUGGAAAACCAUGUCCGGAGGUGCGGCUACCGUCCAGUUUAUUGCCCCUAUGAGCAAGAUGGAUGUGCACAGAUCAUCCUGGAUGGCGAUCUAGGGCUGCAUCGAAGGUUCUGUAGGUUUAAUUACAGUUAUCCUGUGUGCGACACGUGUCACUGCGCGAUAGGCGCAGACGACACGAUGGCAGAGCAUCUGGCAAACGACUGCCUCCUGCCUUGUCCGUACGUAAAAUACGGGUGCGAGGACAGAAUGCUGCAUGAUGACGUGGACGAUCAUCUUGACACGUGUCCUUUCGCGGGUACUGAUGUGCCGGACAACGCCGAGAUUUCGGCCGGUGAUCCGCCUAUUUUGCCCAGUCGCGAUGGCGCUGAACCUGGUCCUGAUCGCUGCAGUCCUGCGGUCCACCAGGAUCCAACCCCUGCGCAAGCGCAAGCAAAACCGCGCAAACUCACCAGCGAGCCCCGCCCAACGUGGUACCGUAGGGCAAGGGAUCGAGUCUGGAUCCCAGGCCCGCGUAGCUGCUUCGCUUGCCGUGUCAAGGACGCAACGGCCUGACUGGCAGGAAGCGCAGGGGGCAGCGAGAGACACUGAGGGCCAGAUCCCACUAGCCCCUAUUGUUCAUUUCUGACCGUCGAUCUUCGUAAUCGAGGGUGAAAAAUGAAUGAUCCAGGGUAGU
Molecule: messenger RNA, 1746 nt
Organism: Chara braunii
Lineage: Eukaryota; Viridiplantae; Streptophyta; Charophyceae; Charales; Characeae
Source: the annotation of a GenBank genome assembly